Molecule: messenger RNA, 303 nt
Organism: Cooperia oncophora
Lineage: Eukaryota; Metazoa; Nematoda; Chromadorea; Rhabditida; Trichostrongylidae
Source: the annotation of a GenBank genome assembly
AUGCUGAGAAGAGUUGUGAAGGUCAACACCUCGAGAGCAAAAAUUCGGAGAAUACAGAGAAGUAUUACAGUACUGGGAGAAAUCGACGAGCAAGUGAGCCCGGAACUGCGAAGAAAGCCCAUCUCUCAGAAGAGAAAGACAAACGCGAACGAAGAGGAUGGAGAACACACAAGCGAAGCGAUUGUGGAACAAACUUAUCAGAGAAGAAGAAAAGACGGCCUUCUAAGAAUGAGUCUUCGGAAGGAAAAUCGACAACCUUGGAAGAUAGCGCAGUUGCCUCCGCAACUUUUAAAAGAAGGCUAG